Diversispora eburnea is the source of this 792-nucleotide messenger RNA. The record is from the annotation of a GenBank genome assembly. NCBI's taxonomy places the organism in Eukaryota, Fungi, Glomeromycota, Glomeromycetes, Diversisporales, Diversisporaceae.
AUGAGUAUGGGAAAAAUAACUAGAAAUAAAACUUAUAAUGAUCUACGCCACCAAGAGAUCGGUAGUAGACCAACACGAGGUAGACCACCGCGAAGUCGAAUUGUGGAUGUAGAUAAUGAACGAAGACAAGAAAUGCCAGUCCCAGAAAUAUUAUUAUUGGAUCAAACGGAACAGGAACAAACAAUAAACGGACCAAGUUUAAAUGAAACACGAUCUAAUGAACCAAGGGAACACGAAUUAAAGUCAAGUGAAACAAAUCAAAAUGAACAAUCGAGAGGAAAUAAUCCACCUCAUAGAACAUCACCUCGAGAAGCUUCAAUACAACCAUCACAACCACUGUCAAGACCUAUAAUAACAUCACAAGAUCCUAGUCCUCAAGAACAAUUAGAGAAUCUACCACCUGGUUCCUCGACCACCACGACGAGUACAGUUAUUACAAUUAAAAUGACAACAGUUACUCAUACGGAUGCAAAUAACAAUUCAACCACAACCACUACAGUCACCACAGAUAUAUCACCCGUAACCACUGUUUAUGCACCUCAAAUAGCUGCAUCUAUUAUUAAUAAUGUCGCGUCAAAUAUGGGAUCAAAUAUGGGAUCAAAUAUGGGAUCGAAUAUGGGAACGAGUAUGGGAACGAGUAUGGGAACAAGUAUGGGAUCAAAUAUUACUGCAGGACCUAUUGGAAUAUUUCCUCAUCACACAGGUGCAAGUUCUGGAAAUAAUUUUAUGAGUAUUCCUCCUCCUAAUCUUAUGAAUUCAUUGAAUUUUAUGGAUAAUGCAAAUUCCAAUUGA